CUGCGACCGCGACCGCGGCUGCACGGCAUUCUGCCAUUUUCCUCACGCGGUUCUACGACCGAUCGCGUCCGUCGACCUUACCAUGCUCCAGCCCGUGCACACCUGUCUCCGAGGGAUCCUGCACCGUUCUCGUCGCGCGAUAUUCCACGCUGCUGCGAAGAAUCAGCCGGAGAGGUCCUCCUGUGCGCGCCGCUGUUGACAUUGCUCUUCCGCCGCUCUUCAUUCCACUUUCUCGGAUGCUCCUUUGGAUUUUUCCCAGGAGCACCCCGGUGAACAUUCGUCACCGUGAGAUUGCGAACGGACCAGCCACCCUUCGGCAUUAACGUCCCUACACCGCCAUCGUGCUUCCGGCUGCUCGUUAUUCCGCGAAUUACGCGAGGUCGGCCUUGAUUAAUCCCUGGAUCGUUGUGACGGUAAUCGACGCAACAGCCCAGACCGUCGAAACCUCCGUCAUCGUCUGAAACCAUCAGUAAUUCCUUCAGAAAUCUCUGGGAGUUGAAAUUAUUUUGCUGUUGACCUAGCUGACCCCGCAAAAAGGACGCGACAGGUAUCCCAGGUCGCUGAUGCUGAGGACAAGGGGUCCAAAAUACGCGUAUCCGAGUAUCUGCGUAUCAAAACCAGCUAACCGAAGACUGGGGAAUAAUUACAGGCGUAAGAAGGACAAAUGAAAACAGAGAAAGCGUGAGAAAAGUGGGAAGAAUAGGAAGUUGGAAGAUCAGAGAAGUCCGCGGAGAAGUUGGCGAGGUGUCUAGACUCGGCGAGAUUGGGCAAAAGGCGGAGACAAAUAGGAGUUGAUAGGUAACGGGUGUUGGAAGUUGGAAAGUGGUGCAGGAAGGGUCGCGAAGCCGCCCUGACACACUUCAACGACGUGGCCAUAUCUGACGGAAUGGAAGAGAAGACGAGGUGAGGAAGAACAGGCGAAGCUACGGGCUCGAUCGAACGGAAGAAAGCGAAACGUGGUGGUGGAGAAAAGUAAACAACCCUGCGCAGGGGGUGCAAAGCGGGGAAGUGGAGUGGAAGAAAGAAGGUGACGCCGAGAGCGUCGGAGGAGUCUUGACAAAAAGAAACGACCUUCGAGCAGAGAUCUAAUAACAACGAGACACGGGGUUGGGGGAAUAUGAAGAGAAAGAAACAAGAUUAAGUGGCCGGGAGACGAGGAGCUGGGACGAAUAGAGACAGCGAAAUUGACGGCAGAGGCGCGGAUAUUCGAUCGAAUGAAUAACCGAGCCAUGAGUGGUUGGAAGCAUGAGAAUUCCGAGUGGAUGUCUUCCCUCGACCCGAAAGUACUCGGCUACACGUUACACCGGCCACCGUUACUCGCCUCACGUAUCCAGAGCCACUGAGAGAGGCAAAAAUGGGUGCCAACCAGUCGACGAGGAACGAGCCUAUCCCUGGGGAAGAAGUGAACUUCGAUCACUUUCAAAUCCUGCGAGCUAUCGGGAAAGGAAGCUUCGGAAAGGUGUGCAUAGUGCAGAAACGAGAUCGCACUGGAAACAUGUACGCGAUGAAGUACGUUCACAAGGGUGAGUGUGCCGUGAAGGGCGCGCUGAAGAACGUCGUGAGAGAAGUGGAGAUCCUCUCGCAGCUCGAACACCCCUGUUUGGUGAACCUGUGGUUCAGCUUCCAAGACGAGGAGGACUUGUUCAUGGUCUCCGAUCUUCUGCUCGGUGGUGAUCUGAGGUACCACAUCCAGCAAGAGGUUCUUUUCACGGAGGAAAGCGUUGUGCUGUUCGUGGCAGAGAUCGCCCUGGCCCUCGAUUAUUUGCAAAGCUACAAAAUCGUCCAUCGAGACAUAAAACCCGAUAACAUCCUGCUGGACGAGGAAGGACACGCGCACGUGACGGAUUUCAACAUUGCUACGGUACUGGAGAAUGGUGAAUUGGCCACGUCGAUGUCAGGAACAAAACCGUACAUAGCUCCGGAAAUUUACAUGUGCUCUUGCGAGGAAUAUGGCGUCCUGGGCUACUCGUUCGCUGUGGAUUGGUGGAGCCUUGGAAUUCUUGCUUGGGAAACCCUCGCAGGCGAGCGCCCUUAUCCUCUCUGCUCCACUACGUCAUACAGAGAGGCUUUGCAGAUCCUGCAGAAGGAGAAACCGACACCCUCUGGCUGGAGUUCGAUGAUACGCGAGCUUCUGGACAGGCUAUUAACCGUGGCGCCAGGCGCGCGGAUAUCGACGCUGAAGGAGCUGAAGCAAGUGAACGCGAUGAGGGAACUCGACUUCGACAAAGUGUUGAACAAGCAAAUCAAGCCGCCUUUCACGCCUCCGAAGGAUCACCUGAACUGCGAUCCGACGUUCGAACUGGAGGAGAUGAUCAUCGAGACGAAGCCGUUGCACAAGAAAAAGAAGCGUCUGGCGAAGCAAAGGUCCCUGAAAGUCGAUCAUCCCCCGGAGGACGUGGGGAUCGGACUCGCGGAAGGUGCCGGGCCGAGCAGCGAUCUCAGGAGAUUAGCAUUCAUCCCGGAAUACCGGGUGUACAAUCGGGAACGCGAAAUGGAGAGGCAGGAGAGGGAGAGGAAGGAGAAACAGUGGGAGGAGGAUUUGAACACUGCCAUGAAGGGUGCCGAGGAAAGGCUGAAGACGAAGCAGCAGCCGCCACAGCGUACCGGAAACCUCCUCAGCGUCUCGACGAGCAACGUGAAGACACGCAUAAGCUCAUCACCGAGGCAAGGAAGACGAGCCAGUACUGCAACCUCGUCGGAUAUCGACUACAUCGAUGCUAGUCCUGAACCUUCCACGUCGUAAACACCGUCUAGACGCCCCAAGAACGGACCUCGAUGUGGAAAGAACGUAUCGGACAGUGCUCGUAGUUGAAAACCAGUGCCCGAUUG
Messenger RNA from Eufriesea mexicana, 2829 nucleotides. RefSeq names its product serine/threonine-protein kinase 32A. Gene Ontology annotation, molecular function: G protein-coupled receptor kinase activity; G protein-coupled receptor binding; ATP binding. Lineage: Eukaryota; Metazoa; Arthropoda; Insecta; Hymenoptera; Apidae. The transcript is spliced from 10 exons. The record is from RefSeq and is a predicted model, not a curated record. Gene Ontology annotation, biological process: protein phosphorylation; G protein-coupled receptor signaling pathway; regulation of signal transduction. The coding region runs from base 1355 to 2743 and encodes 462 amino acids.